GUGGGUGCGCUCGGCUCCGCUCCGUUCCGCUCCGCUCCGCGCCCGCCAUGGCGGCCCCGGCCCGCCGGCCCCGGGCCCUGCUCGCCCUCGGCCUGGCCCUUCUCGCCGCCGCCGCCGCCGCCACCGACCCCUUCUCGCCGCAGCUGGGAGACACCGGCGGGUGCCGCGGGCAGUGCGGCCGCAGCCUGCAGCGCCGGGCCGCCGCCGAUGCUGUUCUCAACGCCUGUUACCGGGGCUGCCGGCUGUUCUCCAUCUGUCACUUCGUGGAUGCGAGCGCCGAGCUCAACACGACCAGAGCCGAGUGCGAAGCAGCCUGUGCUGAAGCCUAUGGAAACGCAGAGGAGCAGUUUGGGUGCGUGACCGGGUGCCGCAAGCAGCUGCCCGAGGUGGAGGAGAGCAGGAAGGAGAAGAGCCUGGAGCUGAAAGCGCCAUCGUUUUCCAUGUUGGAUUUGGUCUCCACCUUCUGCAACGACAUCGUCAGCUCUGCCCAGAGCUUCAUCUCCUCCACCUGGACCUUCUACCUGCAGGCGGACGAUGGCAAAGUCGUGGUGUUUCAGUCCCAGCCUGAGAUGGAGUAUCCAGCACCCGAGGCCCUGGAGAUCCAGCCAGCACAGCCAGGAUUGGGAUCAGGAUCCAGCCCUGGUGUCCCCCAGCCCCACACAGGCCCCCGGGCAAAGGGGGACAAGCCCCCCGUGAAGGAGCCGCGGGGCAAAGCCAAGGCGCACCCCCCGGAGCCCCCGCAGCAGGAGCACGACUUCCUCGGCUGCAUGUCCAAGCGGGGGGUGGUGGGGUGUUACAGGCGCUCGGGCCUUCCUCGCUGGAUCCUGGCCGCCUGCCUCUUCCUCUCCAUCAUGGUGAUGCUGUGGCUCAGCUGUGCCAGCCUGGUGACCGCCCCCGAGCAGCACGUCAAGACGCAGCCUCUGAGCAUCAACGGGGACAAGGAGUACCUGGAGGACCUGGAUGGCCCCGGCACCUUCCCCCUGCCGCCCGUCAUCACCGUCACCCUGUGCCCCGCGCACGGCGGGGAGGCCGCGGGGCCGCUGCCCCUCAAAGUCGACCUGGACAAGACCAUCCUGUAGCGCUCCCACCC
Messenger RNA from Pyrgilauda ruficollis (rufous-necked snowfinch), 1090 nucleotides. It is a transcript of the gene TMEM59L, whose product is annotated as transmembrane protein 59 like. The record is from RefSeq and is a predicted model, not a curated record. The coding region runs from base 48 to 1079 and encodes 343 amino acids. The transcript has 8 exons. Lineage: Eukaryota; Metazoa; Chordata; Aves; Passeriformes; Passeridae.